Messenger RNA from Callorhinchus milii (elephant shark), 2852 nucleotides. RefSeq names its product family with sequence similarity 53 member A (gene fam53a). The record is from RefSeq and is a predicted model, not a curated record. Gene Ontology annotation, biological process: protein import into nucleus. Bases 936 to 2306 code for a protein of 456 amino acids. The transcript has 5 exons. Lineage: Eukaryota; Metazoa; Chordata; Chondrichthyes; Chimaeriformes; Callorhinchidae. Gene Ontology annotation, cellular component: nucleus.
GGGAAGAGAAAGAAUGAUAAGAGAAAAACAAAAAUAAUACGAGAGAAAGAAAUGUUGUUAUCUUUGUCGACUGACUCACUUUGUGGAGUUUAAUGGUAUCGUUUUGUGUGUCUUUGGCUGUGUGUGUGUGUGUGUGGGGGGGGGGGUGUGAAUGAGAGCUGGUGUGAGGCGGGCUGUGCGGUUGGCUGGUGCUGAUGGUCGGGGAGAUGGGGGCUGCUGGAGAGAGAGGGAGAGCGGUGUGUGCGGACGGGGCUCAUCUCGUACGGCCUGUGGAGGAGCGGAGACGGGCGGAGAGCCGGAGCGCACGGCCUUGUGGGCGUUGUAGUUCCUUCGCUCCGCGCCUGCGUGGGGUAGAGGAGACGGAGACUACAACUCCCGGCCUGCCCCGCGGGGCUGGAGCCGGUGCCGGCCGGUGGCCCGGCUCGCUGCACCUGCGCACUGGCUCUUCACGUUUACCUCACUGUGUUGCCGCGACGCAGCCUAACGUGAUUAUUUCAGCCGGGAGGACGAGAACGGAUAGGGGCGUGAUUGACUGCUCCUUCGGCCAAUAGGGAGCCCGGGUGCUGCCAGCUGUUGGGCGGAGUGGCCAAUGAGGGGCGCGGAGUGGGGCGGGGUUAGCGGGCCAGUCAGGUUAUUUGCAGUGUUGCUAGUUACAGUCUGUUAGUUGGGGACUGGAGGCAUUGAGGCGCACACACGGGCCGUCUCCUUGUCAGUCCAGCGGCUCUGAGACGGAUGGGAAUUCAGCUGGAAAAGACGGUGGGAAGUAAGCGGUGUGAGCUGUUGUGUUUAUUUUCCCCCUUUACAAAAGGAUGUGGGGAUGGCUGGACAGAGAGAGAAAGGAGAUAGUUCAAGGUGCUACUUGUGAGGGGUACGAUACAUCAGCCACAGAGACCGACGAGUAAGACCCGGGAUGCAGCACGGAAGCCAGGAAAUGCAUGGGGAAUAUUGAGCCGGGGGCACAGGAGUCCUUCAGUGCUUGUUGGUGUGAGCAGUGGAAAAAAGGGACGAUUACCAUGGUAACACUAAUCACAGAAAAGCUGCAGAAUCAGAGUUUGGAGGAUAUUGCUUGCAAAGCCUACAGCAUUAAUCUGCACUCAUCUGAGAAACUGAAUAAAAGUGGCAGCUUGUUUCCAUACGAAAUCAAUGAGGAAAGUCCGUGGGGAGUUAUAAACAGGACUUGUCCGAAAAAAGCAGAGGCAAACCGCAAUGUGGCUUUUCCCUUCUCGUCGUGUGCAUUUACCCACGGUCUGGCAGACCAUGUUGGCUUGCAGUGGCAGAAUGAGCCAACCAGGAGCUCAGUGGUGUCUGGUUGGAUCAGCGAGGUGAGUCUGAACGAGAACGCCAACACACCCCUGGCACCGCCCACCAAACGACACUGUCGUUCCCUCUCGGAGCCUGACGAACUGUCGCGUUGCCGGUCUCCGUGGAAACCCAGUGGCUCCAAGGUCUGGACUCCCGUUUCCAAGCGUCGGUGCAACAGCGGGGGCAGUGCCACCCUGCAGCGCUGCAACAGCCACGGAAGUGCCACCCUGCAAAGAAGCACCAGCAUCAACCUGCUCCAGUUCACCAGCAAACACACCCUGUCUUUAAACAGCAGCAUCUUCAGCAUCACCAGCUUCAACACAUCUCCGGUACCCAGACCCUCGUCUGCCAGCAGCGGCUUCGUGGACAGUAGCGAGGGGAGCACAUCGAGCGUCCGCUGGAACUCUGCUGGUCCCUUUGGUUUUCACCCCAGGCGCCGCCUCUCCCUCUCGCAGGAGCACAUUGCAGAGACAACAAACCUGUUGCCGUCAGCAAACAGCACUCCUACAUCCACGCCAGAGCUGAGUCGCCGGCAAGGACUGCUGCGGUGUCGCUCGCAGCCUUGCGUGCUGAACGAGCGCAAAUGUGGGCUGAAGCGCAGACGGGAGGAGGACGUCAGGUGGACUCGGCCGUCCUUGGACUUUCUUAAGAUGACUCGGACGUUAAAAAACUCAAAGAGCCUUUGCUCUCUGGACUAUGAGGAAGAUGAUGAUGAAGAUGAUGAUGACGACGACCACCAUAUGAAGACAAUUGUAUCGUCUCCGUGUGACUCGAGCGACCUUUUAAUGAGCAUCAUCACCCCAGGCUCUAGCCCCAUCAAAGAGCAUGACCCUGCCAGGUACCACAUCCCUGGUGGGCGAGACGGCUGCUGCUCAAGGAGUUGCGGGAAGGAAGUGGGCGCGAGUGAGAGCGAGGAAGACACAAGCGAUUGCGAGAGCACCGAAGAAGGAAUAUUCCCCCUGGACUGUGGUGAUCUGGAUCUAGAACAAAUCGAGAACAACUAACGGGGCCGACUUGUCGUUCCUCAAUCGGACUGGUUGUUUUUUAUACUUUUUGUUGUGGUAGAGGAUUACCUUUGCAUAACCCCGUGUCCAUUAUAUAAAAAAAAAUUCUAUUGGUUAAUCCGGGCUGCUUGAAGGUUUCUUGUGCAAAGCGUCAGUAGCCCACGUCAUUGUGUGUGCACGAAAGAAAGUUAAAGGGGGUUCGGUGACUUUUUAACAGCGGACGCACUGCUUUUCGCCAGUGCUUGAUGUUUGAGCAGCCUGCGGGGCAAUUAAAAGAGUGAUUUCAAUUGAAUUUCAUCCUGCAGGAUAUUUUUGGACUCUGUAGCUUUCGAGAUGGAAGAGAAACGCUGACCUCCUGCAAAGUGGAUGUUUUUUUAAAAAGAAAAACGGGGGCAGUCUCUUAAUAAACCGCCCAGGUUUAAGUACAGUGGUGUCUGUAUGGGUAUCUUGCUGCUCUUUUUUUGUGGAGAGAGAGAAAAAAGUCAGUGUUGACUCUUAACAUUUUACACUGAGAGAAAAGUAAAUGGCUUAGUUUUUUUAUAUAUU